This is a messenger RNA of Lethenteron reissneri (Far Eastern brook lamprey), 2057 nucleotides long. It is a transcript of the gene DDX49, whose product is annotated as DEAD-box helicase 49. Gene Ontology annotation, molecular function: nucleic acid binding; ATP binding; RNA helicase activity. The record is from RefSeq and is a predicted model, not a curated record. NCBI's taxonomy places the organism in Eukaryota, Metazoa, Chordata, Hyperoartia, Petromyzontiformes, Petromyzontidae. Gene Ontology annotation, cellular component: cytosol.
UGGGCACCUCGCCCCUCCCCCUCUUCCGGUGUGCCGGCGCUGCCAUUCUACCGCCGUCGGUCCCUCUCGGAGCUCCGUGGAGCUGCGUGGAUUGCGGCUCCCAUGGCGAACCUCUUCAAACGUUUGGGCCUGGACGACUGGCUCAUGCAGCAGUGUAAGCAGAUGGGCAUAUCGAAGCCCACGCCGGUGCAGGAGAACUGCAUCCCGCCAAUACUGAGAGGCCAGGACUGCAUGGGGUGUGCCCAGACGGGCAGUGGGAAGACGGCCGCGUUCGUGCUACCUAUUCUACAGAAACUCUCCGAGGACCCUUAUGGGAUUUUCUGCUUGGUGCUCGCACCCACCCGGGAGUUGGCAUACCAGAUCGCAGAGCAGUUCCGUGUUAUGGGAAAACCAUUGGGCCUCAAGGAUUCAGUCAUUGUUGGAGGCAUGGACUCCGUGCGGCAAGCCCAGGAAUUGGCCCGGAAGCCUCACGUGGUCAUCGCUACCCCAGGACGCUUGGCUGAUCACCUCCGCAGUUCCAACACUUUCAGCCUCAAGAAAAUACAAUUCCUGGUCAUGGACGAGGCUGACCGUCUGCUGGAGCAGGGUGCCACUGACUUCACGAAGGACCUCCAGGUGAUCCUGCAGGCCCUGCCAGCCAAGCGGCAGACGCUGCUGUUCAGCGCCACGCUCACCGACACGCUGCAGGAGCUACGCAACCUUGCGCUCACCAACCCCUUCUUUUGGGAGUCCAAGGAGCCGGUACGGACAGUGGAGGAGCUGGACCAGCGGUACAUCCUGGUGGCAGACAAGGUGAAGGACGCUUACCUGGUGCACAUCAUCCAGAAGAUACAGGACGCUCACGACGACUGGUCCAUCAUUGUUUUCACGAACACCUGCAAGAAUUGCCAGGUUCUCAAUAUGAUGCUGCGUCACUUCAACUUCCCAAGUGUGGCACUGCACUCCAUGAUGAGACAGACUGAGCGAUUUGCGUCGCUUUCCAAAUUCAAAUCCAGCGUGUUCAAGAUCCUCAUUGCAACAGAUGUGGCUUCAAGGGGUCUGGACAUCCCGACGGUACAAGUGGUGCUGAACCAUAACACACCAUCGCUGCCCAAGACCUACAUCCACCGCGUAGGGCGCACAGCACGUGCAGGGCGCAAUGGAGUGGCUAUCACCAUCGUGACCCAGUACGACAUCCACCUGGUGCAAGCCAUCGAGGAGACGAUCCAUACGAAGCUGAAGGAGUUUGUAACGGAAGAGAAGGAAGUGCUCAAGAUUCUGACGCAAGUCAACGUGAAGCGUCGCGAGUGCGAGAUCAAACUGGAGGAGGAGGACUUUGAUGAGCGAAAGGAGACUAAUAAGCGGAAGCAGAUGAUACUGGAAGGGAAGGAUCCCGACAUUGAGGUGAAGAGGAAGGCAGAGCUGCUGAAGAUCAAAAAGAAACGCAAAAAGGAAAGGCUCGCAUCCAGAAUACAAGAAAAGCUCGAGAAGAAAAAGCAGAAGCAGACGUGAAGGCCGCAGGAAAGCCAAUGCACACCAAACGACGUAGUAGUAUAAAAGUAAUUUUAAGUCAAUUUCAAAUAUUAACUGUGAAUUACUGACAUUUAACUCCUUUAUAAUGCUACAUUGAUGUCAUAUGUGGGUUUUCUGGGGAGUUAAUACCAUGAUUUGGGAAAUUCAGCCAUUUGUGGCUUGCCACAAGCUCCCAUUGAAAUCCUGUAAUUUUUCAGCUUUCUGUUUUUGUUAAUGCAACACGUUCAUCAUUGACACUGCCGUAGAAGGAUAUAACACCCAGCAUUUCGGGCAAUGGCACACAUUGGCCUGCUAAAAUUGGAUGAAUGAACGAGCAAUUUGAUUUCUUAGCGGAACUUUUCGGUCACUUGCCGAUUAAGCAUGAAUAAUGUUUCAAUGUGUGCUUCUUUGCCAAGUUUUUUUAAUGUUCCACCUUUUGGUAAAACGUAACAAAGCACAUCGUGUAUAUGUAUAUAAAAUGUAUGUAUAUUUUACAGAAAAUAUUUAAUGGAUCUCAAAAAGUGGGUAACGUUUAAAAAAAAUAAACUUAUGUAUGCAACGGCUCA